Guillardia theta CCMP2712 is the source of this 2631-nucleotide messenger RNA. RefSeq lists its product as hypothetical. The transcript has 3 exons. Gene Ontology annotation, molecular function: calcium ion binding. Bases 1 to 2631 code for a protein of 876 amino acids. The record is from RefSeq and is a predicted model, not a curated record. NCBI's taxonomy places the organism in Eukaryota, Cryptophyceae, Pyrenomonadales, Geminigeraceae.
AUGAAUAAGGGGAGAAAACUAAAAUUCUGCUGGGGUUCAGACAUCCGGGUCGCUGAGCUCGAGCACACACCCUCACGAGAUGAAGUCGAUGCAAUCCUACAGAAAGAGUUCAAGAGCGACAACCUCGAGUUGAGAUACCACCCUUCCUCCGUGUGGAGGAUCGUACUCCGAGUGCGAUCGGGGCGACACCUCCCAAAGACAGAGCGCGAGGGGCUGACGAACUCGUUCUGUAGGGCUAGGAUAGUACCGGACAGCCUCCUCUUUGAAGGAUACAGCCGCGUUCCCCACAAGUCGCAAACGAAAGUAGCGAAGAACUCCCUCUCUCCGGAAUGGAACGAGACUCUGACAUGGAACUUGCGGGGGGAUAUGGACUUGGCAACCAUCAGCGCCCUCCACUUGCUGGUAGAGUUGAGAACCAAGGGGAAGGAUCAGAAAGAAGAGCAGCUCGGGCUCAUCGAUCUCCCCGUCCAAGAUUAUCUCGUGCGGAGGGUUCGUGCUAGGCUAUGGGACGGGCAGGCAGCGGAGCUGGAAGAGCAACUCAAGUUGCUGCAGGGCGACUCGGGUGCCUCACUGCCUCCUGCGCUACAGCAAGCGAAAGUGGAGAGGAUGCAGCAGAACAUCGAGUACCUUAAAGAUCUGAAGCGGAAGUCGCUGUCCUCUAGCGAUGCAUGGCACAGGGCCAGGUGGCAGCCAGGAUGCCGCGCAGUCUGUCGUGGGCUGGACCCCAGCUCUCCAGACGAGAUCUUCGUGCAGGGAGCAGACGGGCAACUGACCUCUUUGCACCUUGCUAUCGACUUCGAGCUCAGCGAUUACCAUCAGAACUGUUUCCUCAACGCCAUGUCAGACUUCGUCUCCAACUUGCUCGAGUCGUCGAGGGGGCUGCUGAUGAAGAAGGCUGACAAGUACAUCAAGGCUUUCAGCGAGCAGGGGCUGGGGAUGGAGGACUUUCUGUCCAAGGACUUUGAGUGCAUCGCCGACGACGCGAAGCUGGCGAGAUGGAGGGUGACAGAGGCGAGCGCACGUCGAGUAAUCUUGCAAGCCGUGAGGGAGGCAGGGUCAAGGUGGUUGAACUUCUGCGAACUGUCGGUGGACUGUUCGCAUCCAAACAUCCCCAUGAAGCCUUCGGACGAAGUUUCGAUCAGACGGGAGGAGCAGCUGCAGAGAGCAUGCGAAGAGGCUGAGUUGUUGUCGGAGAAGGGAACCAUCAAGUUGUUUGUCUGUGCACCCCUCAAAAUUACCAUCAUGGAAUGUGCGCAGCUCCCAAAGAUGGACAAGCUUGGUUCUUGUGAUCCUUAUGUGAAGGUUGUAGCAGGAGAGAAGGAGUACUUGACAAGCGUGCGGUAUAACACGAUGAGCCCGUCUUGGGGAGCGGGGCAAGUGUUUUAUCACUCCAGCAGAGAGUGGAACGAAAGGAUGAGGAUAGAGGUUUGGGAUUUCGACGAGCUCAGAUUGUUAAACAUGGAAAAGCGGAAGACCAGCGUUAUAAGAUCCGAUGAAUUCAUUGGAUAUGCCGAGCUGCCCGAAAUGCACGACAUCGUGAACGACGGGUUUUCACUUGACGAUUAUUUCCUUCUCGUUGAUGAGAGGGGGGAAUAUGUUGUUGGCUAUCAGGCGGACACUUUUGCUGAUCAGUUUUCUCGCAUCAGGUUACAGAUCCGAGCUAACUCGAGCAAAAGCGACCAUGCAACUUCACUCGACGACGUCUCGCUUGUCCAGAGCCCAACAAAGUCCCCGACCUCUCCAAACUCCUCCCUUGACUUCAACAAGAGCUUCAAGUCUCAACUCGGGGGUGAGCGGGAUGAGCUGCAGGCGCUGCUUUUCCAGCAGUUCACCACAUUCAGCAUGUACGGCAAGGAGGAAGGGACCCAGACCGGGGAAGGGGAGGUGAAGGCAGGGAAGAAGACGGAGGAGGAGCAAGAGAGCUUCGCGAACAAGGCGCGUCAGAGGGAAGGAAGAACGUCCCAGUAUGAGAUCAUGCAGGGGAACCGGAUUUACUCCAUGAACUUCAUUGAGUUCCUGUCCUUCGCUCGCGCAAGGAGCAUUUCACCCUCCUAUCUUGACAAGGAGCAGCUGGCCGAGUUUUUCUUCGCAGCCAAGGGGACGAUCAGGAGGAGGAUGCUUGAGGGAGAUCGGGAGAUCGAUCUCGAGCAGUUCAAGACCCUUUGUUCCCUCAUCGCUGAUUUCUUCCGCAUCACAGUGAAAGACAUUCUCCUUGGAAGGAUAGAGGAGGCAGUCCGGCAGGUGGAGGAGGAGGACGAGGAGGACGAGGAAGAGGACGAGGAGGCAAUCGCGUUCGAGCGGCUCAGGAACUAUCCUCUCCACGCUGCUGCCAGCACCGGGGAUGUUUCCAAGUUUGCGGAGGAGCUGCUGAAGUGGAGAGAGCUGCAGCAGAGGGAGGCAGACCAGAGGAAGGGGAUAGGAAGAGACCUGCCUUACCUCGUGAGGAUGAUGAUGAGGAGGAAGCGAGCCAAGGAGUUCAAGAUCUCCAUCUUCAAGAAGGACAAGCAGGUUGCCACCUCCUACCUCCUCAAUGAGCAGAUCCUACAUCGAGGAGACGCCGGGGGCUGGACUGCCCUGCACCAUGCUGUGUCCCGGAGGAAGAUCGGUGAGGAAGUUGCCUCCUCCUCGUGA